Molecule: messenger RNA, 5742 nt
Organism: Plasmodium fragile
Lineage: Eukaryota; Apicomplexa; Aconoidasida; Haemosporida; Plasmodiidae
Exons: 1
Coding region: 1-5742 (1913 amino acids)
Biological process (GO): mRNA export from nucleus
Cellular component (GO): nuclear pore
Molecular function (GO): structural constituent of nuclear pore
Source: RefSeq, a predicted model, not a curated record
AUGAAAUGCGAAGAGAGAAGGAGUUUUAACGACUCAAAUGUGAACUGCAAAAGUGGUGGAAGCAGUUGGAAUAGUCACAACGAUGUGAUGCAGGGUCGUGCAGACAGCAUCUCCAAGAAGAAAAGCAAAGGUGAAAAGGGUCAUGACGUUCAUCAGGGCAAAAGUAAAAGCUGCUCGUCUUCUAAUAGUAGGUCCAAAAUUGACACCACGAGGAUGAACGAGAAAAAGGAUGGCAUUAAAAAUGUGAAAACGUUUAAAAGCAACACGAGCGACUUGUUGAAGCACAAGGGUUCUAACUCAAGGGACAGCGUCAAGUCGUAUAGUACGAAAAGUGAAAAAGGAGGAAGUGGGAGUAGCGUUAGCGUUGGAGGAGCCACGGACGAUAGCCAAAGGGAUAAGUCCUCCCACUCCAGCGUUGACAAGAGGAAGAAGGAUAGUUCGAACGAAAAGCACGACGUUAAGGUACAUAAUAAAUUAAUUUUUAAGAACAGUAAAUACAAAAGUGUUAACAGUAGCAGUGGCACUUCCACCACCAACAAUAGUAGCAUCAGUGCUAGCAGAGGUGGUGAUGAGAAGAACAAAAUGAGUGUUCAUUCAUCUGUUAUGAAAAAGGAGGGCAUAAAAAGUCACACCUUCAAUAGUAGCCAUGCGGCUAGUAACAGUAGCACGAAGGGCGGCUCAACAAAGAAUGACGCGCCGAAGAGCGCCCCGGCGAAGGGUCUUGCACCCAAAAGCUCCUCAAAAAGUUCCUCCGCGAAAAGCACCCCCUUGAAGAGCGGCCCCUCCAAAAAUGCUGCUUAUAAGAAUGCCGCUUCCAAAAAUGCCGCGUCUAAGCAUGUCACUUCUAAGAAUGCCGCUUCUAAAAAUGCAAGUCAGGAAAGCCUGAACAGCGAACAUGUGAAGAAGCAGAAAAGAGGCUCUACAACAUCCAGCAGCAGCAGAGUAGCUCAAAGGAGUAACGAUGAGGUGAGCGAGCUGAUGAGCAGUCACACGGCUAGUUCGAAGGAGGAAGGGACCACGGUUAGUAGAAGUGUCGCUGAUGCGAAGAAAAAGGUGAAAUCGGAUAGGGGCCAAAGAACAGAAAAGGAGAAGGGCAACAAGAGUGUAAGCGAAAGCGACAAUGAAGCAUGUAGGCAAAAAAGCUCGAAGAAGAAAAGUGGCGCAAACAGUAAGGAAAAUAAGUCCCUGAAGAAUAACCCCGCGAAAGGUACUAAAUCGGGAGCAGUUGAAACGGCCACCAGGAAAGAUGUCUCAAGGAAGGGUUCAUCGGAUCAAAAAAAAAAAGAGCACAAUGGUAGGAGCAGCUCGAGGAAGGAUCGUAGAGCAGACUCGAAAUCGAGUAAAAGCAAAGGCAGGGAUGGACGCAAAGGUGCAAAGUAUAAGGAAGAGGAAGAGGAGGACGAUACUGAGGAGGAUCAGAGUGAAAUGGAAGAAAAUGAAGAAGAGAACAGUGACGAUGACGACGAUGAUAAUGAUAACGAUGAAGGGGAGGAUGAGGAUGAGGCGGAAGAGGACGAGGAUGAGGAAGACGACGAGGACGAUGAUGAGGACGAGGAGGAUGAAGAUGAGGAUGAAGAUGAGGAGGACGAGGAGGAGGACGUGGAGGAGGAAGAAGAUGAAAAGGACCCAAAGAAAAGACGGUCAUCUAAGCAGGUCGCCAAGGACAACGUGAAGAAGAAAAAAAAAAGGAGAACGUCCUUGAGCUUGAAGAAGAGGAAGCGGAAUCCCCCCAAGGGAAGCCAGGAUGAUGGAAACAAGAGCCGUAGUAAGAGUGGAGGCAAAAUGGUCCACAAGAGCAUUAGCAAAGGCAUUAGCAAAGGCAGCAGCAAAGGUAGUAACAAAGGGGGUACUAGCAAGGGAAGCAGCAAGAAGACCGUGAAGAACGAACAGAAGAAAAGCAACAGUGGUAGGAACAAGGUAAAAAGUGGAAGCGCAUCUGACAAAGAUGAAGAAGAGGAAGAAAACUCCUAUUUUGACGAUAACGAUUAUUCCGUGGCUGCCAGGAAAAGUGUUCUCGAGGAAAGAGAAAGGAAAAGAAAUAUAAAGGAGAGUUACAUUAAACAAAUGAAGCUGCCCACCUAUGUAGAUGAUGAGUCGAUUCUCUUUAUUAACAAUCCUAAUUACGUAAUGGUGUUGCUCUUCCUAACGGUUUACAAAGAUGUGCUCAAAAUGAGUUGGAACUUCAAGGACAUUGAUGAUAUGUUUCAAAAUAAGGAGACAACUGAAUUUGGAAGAAAUUUUAUUUUAAAAUUAUUUUUUUUUCUCGGACGGUACUUUAACUCCAAGUCCAUAUUUAUGUACAGGUACAUCUCUCGUAUUUUUGAGGACAAGCAGGCUUCUCUGGUGAGGGUGGUAAAUUUUAAUGAGCUUUUCCCUGUAAUGGAGAAUAGAAGGGAGAAGAAGAGCAAGUCGGGUGGUGGUGGAGGCACGUCUGGUGGGGGGAGCAGUUCCAAGAAGAAGAAAAAGAGUGACAAAAAGAAGAACAAGAAGAAGGUGAAGGCGGAGGAGGACGUCAAGGUGGAGGAGCUCUUCGAUGAGGGGAAUGACGACGGGAAUGAUGAUGGGAAUGAGGACGGGAAUGAGGACGGGAAUGAGGACGGGAAUGACGACGGGAAUGACGACGCGAAUGACGACGCCAACGAGGACGGGAAUGAGUUCGAGGAGGAGGACGAGGAAAAUGAAAGCGACAAUGAGAAUGAAGCGGACGAGGCGCUCGACGGGGAGGACGCGGAAGACCGCUCCUCGAACGAAGCGAAUGGCGAGGGUAAGAAAUCGAGCAGCCACGCCAAAGUGGAGCAGUCAUCAUCAGCCGAGCUGGCAGAUCAGGACAAGUCCCACGGGGACAGGAGUCUCGAAGCAGAGGGGGAGAACAAGGACACCGCGGCAACUGUAGACGGGGCAUCCAUCUUAAGAAGCGACCACCCAGGUGGAAGUGUGACCCAAGAAGAAGCUCCCACAUCUGCUCCUACCAACAGUAAUGCGGUCGGGGUGAUUGAAAAGGAUGGCACGGGUGGCAAUCAACAUUGUGACCAGCUGACGGACGGAGUGAAGCAUGAAGAAUUACAAGACGACAAGGGAUUGAGCAAGAAAUUAUUUCUCGAGUGGGAUGACCUGAGUGUGAUUUCAAAACUGAGAAUCAUAAGAAUGCUUUUGAAUUUAGUCUUAUGUGAAAGUAUUAAUUUAAAAAAAAUGCUAACAGAAGAAAAAGUCGACUACAACAAUGGCUAUUUGGGUAAAAUAAAUAAUGAAAAGUAUUGGUUAAUUUUUAAUGACACUAUAAGUAUUGAAUUUAAAUUAUAUGUGGAAAAGGAGGAGAAAGGAACUUUUGAAUUCCUGUGUGAUGAUGAUGAUGUGUUGUAUAAUAUAGGAUACAAUCUGUUGAAGGAUGUGGAGACCAAGGCAAUGGGAGAGACCAUCAUUGAAAGGUAUAAUAAGAUAUGCAGGGAGAGAAGAAAUAGAAGUAGAAUAUUGAAGCAGCAGAAGAAAUUGUGUUCAGAUUUUAACCUGGAUGGUGGUUCUGUGCUAAUUUCUAAGAAGAGGCAACAUAAGCAAGUGGAGCAUUUCAAUUUUGAUCACGAUAAAAUGAGGAGGAAAAGGAAUGAUGGUGGGAAUAUGUAUGGAGGUGCUGGUGGUAGCUAUGGCUCUGGUGUGAAUGCGAACAAUCCAUAUGCGCUACAAAAAAAUAAUUACCAGAAGAAUGAUCGUUCGUUUAGAUUAGCAGCUAGGAAUGCGCAAAAGGGUAAUGGACUUGUGGGGCCGUUGGAGGGGGUAGAAAAUGAGGACUACUUACAAAGUGGAACUGCUGCUGUUGGUGUGGGAGCAGCGGACGGUGCUCUGUUGAAUAGUGUUGGUGGCACGCUGAACACUUUGCCCGGUGCGAAUGGAGCUGCGCUGGGCACGGCAGGUGUUGUGGUGAAGGUGCCUCAGAAGAGAGGUAGGAAGAAAAAAUCUGAGAAGAAAAAAAGAGGAAGAAAGAAGAAAAUUUUAACACAAGGGGGAGUGCCCCUUGGAGGUGAGGGAGCAGGAGCGCUAGCCGGGUUGGUCUCCGAUCCCAAUAAUCCACUGGGUGGUGUAGGCCAAGUGAAGGAGGCGAAGAAGGCCACUGGUACGUCCACCAGGGGAAGGAAAACUACAUACAAUAAAAGAAAUACGAAGCCAGCUGUGUCCAUUAAGUACGGAACGAGAAGUCACUCUAUAAGUAAAAACAGAAGUGAGGCAAUUCCCUUUAAUGACUUUGCUCUGGGUCAUGGAGUAAACUCCGAACCCCUUUACAAAAAUGGAAAUAUGGAUUCAAAAUAUUUUAACCCUAGUAUGCAUGUGAAUAAUUUUAUGACCCCUAAUAUGAACAGCCCAUAUGGCAUGCAGACUAAUGUGCUUAACAUGAGAGGGAACAAAAUGGAUGGUCCCCCUGGCAGUUAUAAUUUUCCUUACAUGUACAAUCCACAGCUCUAUGGCCAAUACUACAUGUACAAUGGGAACAUGUAUAUGCUGAAUAAUGCUGGUGGUGGAGGUGGGGGUGGUGGUAUGUUUAGUCAAGGCAGUGGUGGUGCGCAAGGUGGCACUGCAAAGGAGAUAAAGAGCGAGGGUGCUGCUUUUAUGGCAAAGGGGGGAGGAGUGUCUGGUGGAGGUGGGGCGACGAUUAGCAAUGCAGGCAAUUUGAACAAGAGCAACAUGGGUCCUGGUGGUAGUGGGGGAAGCAAGGGCACCGUGAGUGUAAACAACCCGGAGGGCGAAGGGCCCAAUGAGAUGAGUGGUGCAAGUGGGGUAGGAGGUCAGAUCAGCUCUGCGAUGAAUUCUUCCAUGAGCUCUUCCAUGACCAGUCCCAUGACCAGCCCCAUGAACAUGAUGAACUCGGUAAGCGCAGGCGAUGGGGGACUCAGUGGAAGCAUGAGCGGCGGCAUGAAUUACAUGGACCCCAUGAACAAGUACCAGCCAUAUGUGUUAAACAGAAAUGCCAUGAACAACCUACCAUCCAACCCCAUGUACAAUAACAUGUAUAAUUUAAAAUUUCCCUACAUGAAUAAUGAUAUGCUGAAUUAUAAUUAUAAUAUGAGCAAUUUUCAAAAUUUGAGUUAUGAAAAAAUGAAUAAGGUAGGAGGAGGAGGGGGACCCGGACCCGGACCCGGACCUGGACCUGGACCAGGAACACCAGGAGGAGGACCACCAGGAAUGUUCAAGAGGUAUCCUAAUUUCAUGGGUGGUGGAGGUUUCCCACCCCCCUACAAUAACAUGAACAACCCUUAUGCUAACUUCAAUGCGUAUAAUAUGGGUUACCAGAGGACUGAAGGUUACGGUUCUAUGCCUGCAGGAGGGGCUACAACUUCAACAUCUGCUUCAGGGACAGGAUCCUUUAAGAACAAACUGGUAGAUAUGAACAACCCUAGCGAGGGUAGUGGUGGAACGCCCGUAUCUUCAGCUGGUGGGGUAAGCGGUUAUCAUAUGGCAAAUGUAAAAAACCAAAGGGGUAACAAUGACAUGCACGGCGCGGCUCCAACCCAGGACAAGUCAGCACAGUUGGGCUCAUCAGGUGUGGUAGUACCGUCUGGUGUUAAUUGCGCACCGGGUGAGGGAAACCAGAAGGGAGAGACAGGUAGAAUGGACCACAUAGUGAACAACUACAUGAUGAUGCACCCAGGGGGUAGCGCCGAUAUAGAUCCUGCUAAUAAUGCAACGAAUAACAAUUCAAUGGCUACCUUAGAAAACAGUGCUGUUCAGAAUGGCCUGAACGGUUCAGGCGGGUAG